AAACAUUAAAUGUUAAUUCACUAACUUGUAGCAUUUAUUUUUACAAGAUCGCGACUGUGAAUUAAUUCGAGGUAUUUGAAUUUUUUUAAAUACAAUGUCAUUAAUCUGUCAAACAUGUAUCUGUCGAAAAAUGUGUUAUAUUCUCGGCUCGUAAUAAUGAAGAAUUGAAGAUUGGUGAAGAUUAUUAUUAGAAAAAUUCUUAAUUAAUUAUUAGUCUUAAUUUUACUUUAAUAUUUGGUAAAAAGAACAAUAAUUGGCCAUGUCGGUUAAUGAAAACUGUUAUGCUGAAGACGAUAUCGAAGAUUUGGAUCCUAUCACUGAUAUUGUAGAUUACUUAGUUAGAUGCGCAAAGAUUUCUAUAAAAACUGCUCACGUUAAUGAAACAGAAAUACGGACACGGGACAAAAUAAAGUUGGCCUGUGAUCUCUUCCGAAGAGCGCCGACUGAUUUCUUACUACAAUUUGGAAAAUACUUAGCACCACAUCACAUAGAAUACUUUGAUAAUUAUCGGCCAGAAAGUGACAAUAGCAAAUAUCGGGAAUGUAUAAAGGAAUUAAAACAAUAUCACUCUGAUGAUACAAGGCAUAAAAGAGUGAGAAACAGAAGGUACAAUGCAUUAAAGAAGCUGCAAUAUGAAUCCGAUUAUUUUAGUGAAAAGCAAAUGAUGUAUAGAAGCCCUCUGCUCUAUGAUCAACUAGUGGGUCAGUAUUUGUCAGAAGCAGAAAUAAAGGAGAGAGAUGGGGUGGACACUGAAAACCUUACAUUUCUAAACUUGAUACUGGAGACAGUUGAUAGAAAUCAAAUGAGACAAACAAGAGAUCAACAGAUGCUUGAGGAAGAUAUAGAGUCUAUGGAUAUUAAUAGACCAAAAGAAGUGGACCUUGAUGAAGAUAAACAGUUUAAGAAAAAACAAUGGGGUGAGUUUGAUGAUGGUGAAAAACCUGAGUCUUCUUCAAAGCCUGAAGUGAGAACCCAGAACACAAUAAGCGCUCCAGAAAGAAGACUCCUUAGAGAGGAAUUCUUACAGGAGAUGUACUCCAGCUUUGUGGAAGGCAGAGAUGAUAUAGACUACACUACCAUAGACAACAAUGAGCAGUAUGAUGACCUGAAGCAAGUUUCACAAGACGCUGAGGACAAGUACUUUGAUUCAGAGCCAAAUGACUCAGAGAACCUGGAGGAGCACAUGGAACUGGUCACAGAGUAUGGAAGGAAAAAAUCCACUGACAGUGGUGAAGACCCUUUAGAUUUAUUUAUGAAACAUCUCAAUAAAAGUGAACAAAUAUGUAACAUUAACCAACAGCCGAAUCUGAAAAAAAUGCGAAAAUUGUACAAGUUAUGGUUGUAAUAAUGAGCAACUGCUCAUAUUGAAGAUCCAGCUUACAG
Messenger RNA from Cydia pomonella (codling moth), 1383 nucleotides. Its product is annotated as coiled-coil domain-containing protein 97. The record is from RefSeq and is a predicted model, not a curated record. The transcript has 2 exons. NCBI's taxonomy places the organism in Eukaryota, Metazoa, Arthropoda, Insecta, Lepidoptera, Tortricidae. The coding region runs from base 260 to 1345 and encodes 361 amino acids.